AUGGCGUCAGGCUCACAACUCGUUGAAACUGUUCUCUUUACCAACCCCAAUCUUGCACGCGAUAACGCCGACCCUACCAACUGGACAUGGGAUGAUAAUGACCGCCAAACAUGGGAGAAACUUAAAAAACAGUCCUCUUUGCAACAGUUUGCAGAUAAGUGGCGCGAAUUUGAAGGCCUCGAUGAGGACCUCUCUGAAACAUUCAUAAAUGACAUCGCUCUACCGGUAACUAAUGACCAUAGUCUCAUGGUUCGGAAAUGUUAUCUGGUGGCCGAAAAGGUGACAUGGGAACGUGCCCAAAGACAGCCUAAGACAGGAGUGAUUCUCACAGGCCAACCCGGGAUUGGCAAAACAGUUUUUUUGUGGUACCUACUACUACGUCUUUUACGGAUGAAACAAGUGGUAUUGCUUCGUGCGAGCCAUCAAGAUAUUCUCUUCUAUCAUGAUGGCGUCUACGGUACCACGGCCAAUACAAGAGCCCGUCAUCUUCCCACCCCUUCUGAUAAUACCUUCAUUUGGUCUCUAUUCGACCUUCAUCCAUUCGAGGAAUUGCCAGAUCUCACACUUGACCCCCGAUGUUUCCUCGUGCAAUGUCCAUCGCCAAACAAGGCCAUUUAUUCGUGGCGUAAGGCGCGGCGCCCCCUUUACACCGUGUUCCCGUUAUGGACUGUUGAGGAGCUCAAACUUGCUGCGAGGCAUUCUCCCGACUUCAAAAAGUUCGAAACAAAUUUAGAACAAGAGAUACCAGUCGAGAAAUGGAAUGAUGCACAGUUUUUGUCAACAAUCCACAACCCUGGUCUCAUUAAAUUUCACAAGGAAUUGUCCCCGGAAGUGCAGCCUGAAUUGUCCCCGAAAGUGCAGCCUGAAUUGUUCGAAGAGGUUUUCGGCAUCGUAUUGGAUGGCCUUAUUUCGCGCUUCGGACUCGUUCCCCGAGAAGUCUUUGACGCUAUGUUUAAUAAUUUUCACGAAGUGGCGAAAGCCCACGACAGCGCACUGAAUCUGUCCUUCGAUGAUUUGGAGAAGGCUGUGGACGACUUGAAUCGUCCUGAACCAUCCGCGGACGUGAGAGGCCCCUCGCAUCGCCUCAUCUCCAUCAACAAUGUCGGCACUUUUGAAGAUUACCAGUUGGAAAUUGACUUUUUAUCACCAGCCAUUGCUGAGAAGUUCUACAAGAGAUGGCUGGAUGCGUCACACGUCAAAGCAGGCUCAACAAUCAAGCAUUUCCUAGCCUUACCCGAAACAAGAGGCCUUGUAGGCUCACUUUUCGAGCCUUUUGCUCACCGUAUUCUUGUCAAUGCAGACGAAACCGAUGGGACAUGGGGCCUCAAAAUGAUGCACAGUCGCGAUGACUCCAAUGUGUUUACCCUCCUUGACCCAGAGUCAUCUGAAACUAUAUCCGGUUUCCCGAAAAUCAAGCGGAAACUAGUUUCCUUCCGCUCCAAGGACUUGCCACCUCUCUAUGAAAACGUGUACUACAUCCCAACCUUGACCAAUCAUCCCCUGUUCGAUGCCUUCCUCCUGAGUUUUUCUCCCUCCGGCCUGACUCAACGCCUCUGGCUACUCCAGAUGACGACUUCCAAGUUACAUAGAGGGUCACAUAUGGGCUAUGCUGUCAUAAACGAAAUUAUUGCUCAAAUCAAUCAGCAACAUGAACCUCGCCUGUCAGCCAAGGGGGAGGGGAAGCGGAGGGCAGAUGAACCAUCACCAGUCGAGGUAGACUUUGUCCUCGUCCGUCCCACUGGCGAGGAGGAACAUAGAUGGGUUCUUCCAGAGGGUUUGGACCAGUUGGAGGAUGUCAACGUAUAUGUCUUGGAGUUGCCUCUGGAGCACGCCAUUGAUUCACCAACUACGAGAUCAAUGCAAUCAUCAAAGAAAGCCAAGUUGUCAACACCUGGUCGGAGAACGAAGGCAUCAACAUCUGGUCGGAAAACGAAGGCAUCAACAUCUGGUCAACAAACGAUGGCGUCAACGUCUGGCCAAAGGAGGUCAACGAGGUUGAACAAACAAUAA
Molecule: messenger RNA, 2010 nt
Organism: Laccaria bicolor S238N-H82
Lineage: Eukaryota; Fungi; Basidiomycota; Agaricomycetes; Agaricales; Hydnangiaceae
Exons: 4
Coding region: 1-2010 (669 amino acids)
Source: RefSeq, a predicted model, not a curated record